Molecule: messenger RNA, 1493 nt
Organism: Manis javanica (Malayan pangolin)
Lineage: Eukaryota; Metazoa; Chordata; Mammalia; Pholidota; Manidae
Gene: BTNL2
Product: butyrophilin like 2
Biological process (GO): regulation of cytokine production; T cell receptor signaling pathway
Cellular component (GO): external side of plasma membrane
Molecular function (GO): signaling receptor binding
Source: RefSeq, a predicted model, not a curated record
AUGGUGGCUCUUCCAGGACACAGUCUGUCCGGUGUAGUUGCCUCCGUGCUGCUCACCGUGAAGCAGCCAGAUGACUUCAGAGUGACUAGUCCCACCCAUCCUAUCACGGCCAGGGUAGGGGAAGAUGCCCUCCUGACAUGUCAGCUCUUCCCCAGGAGGACAUCAGUACACAUGGAGGUGAAGUGGUACUGCUUGGAGCCCAGCAGAACUGUGUUUGCACACUGGCAUGGAUUUGGAGCGACCGAGAUGCUGAUGGAGGAGUACAGAAGCCGAAUGGAGUUCAUAAAGGAUGACGUUGCUGAGGGAAAGGAGGUGAAGACGUACAACAUUCAACCAUCUGAUAAUGGGCAAUACUGGUGCCAUUUCCAAGAGGGGAACUACUGUGGAGAAGCAAACUUGCUGCUCAAUGUAGCGGGUCUGGGUUCUGAUCCUAACGACAUGGAGGGAAAUGUACAAAGUGGAGUCCAGCUGGUGUGCACUGCAAAAGGCUGGUUCCCAGAGCCCCAUAUUUAUUGGGAAGAGCACAGGGAGAAGCUGCUGACUGUGUCUGAGCAUCACAUCCAAGGUACAGACAGCCUGUUCUAUGUGUAAGCCACUCUUGUUGUCAGGAAUGCCUCUACAGAGAGGGUAUCUUGCUUCAUCCACAGUCCCAUCCUCAGUGAGGAGAAGUGGUCAGACACCCCCGUUCCAGAGAAGCUCCAGACUGAACUAAUUUCCUUAAAAGUUAUUGGACCUCCCCAGCCCAUCAUUGUCAGAGUGGGAGAAGACAUACAAUUAACCUGUUACCUGUCCCCCAAGGCUAAUGCACAGAGCAUGGAAGUGAAGUGGGUCCAAUCCCACCAUUAUCCUGCUGUUUAUUCAUAUGUGAAUGGGAGCCAUUUGGCUGAAGAGCAGAUGAAAGAAUACAGAGGGAGGACAACAUUGGUGAGUGAUGACGAAGAGGGGGGCCUGACCCUGCAGGUGCACAAUGCCAGGACCUCAGGUGAUGGGCAGUACCGGUGUCUGUUUGAAAAAGGUGGUGUUUACCAGGAGGCCAGUUUCGAUCUAAAGAUAGUAGAUCUCGGCUCUUCCCCACUGAUCACCAUGAAGGGACUGCAGGAUGGGACACAGCUGACGUGCACUUUAGAAGGGUGGUUCCCACAGCCACCUGUGCAGUGGAGGGACGUGCAAGGAAAGGCAAUACCCUCAGUUUCAGAGGUCCUGACUCAAGGCAGCCACAGCCUGUUCCAUGUGGAGACAUUCUGUGACAGGAGACCUGUCACAAACAGGUCUGCUGUGAAUGUGACUUGCUUAAUUAGCAACCCCCUUCUUAGUGAGGAGAAUAUGGCAACUUCUUGUCUCUUAGGUUAGUAAUUCACGUGUUCCUCUCAGCUUUGGGAAAUAAAUAUGAAGACAAACCCAGACCUACUCGUUUUAUUGCUCUUCUGUUUCAUAGUUUUAAUUUUCUUCUCUCUGAUGAAGUCUCCUGCUCUCUCUUGCAGAGCCGGUCUUCA